Messenger RNA from Fonsecaea multimorphosa CBS 102226, 1878 nucleotides. RefSeq lists its product as uncharacterized. Gene Ontology annotation, molecular function: transmembrane transporter activity. Gene Ontology annotation, biological process: transmembrane transport. The transcript is spliced from 7 exons. The record is from RefSeq and is a predicted model, not a curated record. Lineage: Eukaryota; Fungi; Ascomycota; Eurotiomycetes; Chaetothyriales; Herpotrichiellaceae. Bases 1 to 1878 code for a protein of 625 amino acids.
AUGGACUCCAAAUCAGCCUCGCUCGUCAACGAAUCCCCUCCCAGCUCGGACGCUGCCGUGCAUCUCGAACGUCUCGCCGCCGACGAGGAGAAGCAUGUCGGGCAUGUCGGAAGUCUGCCGGUCGAAGGGUACGCCGACUCACUUGAAAAGAGCCAGGGCGUGUAUGUGGACGUGACGAAUCGAGAUGCCGUCAAGGGCGACGAGUCGGACGGCAAGGUCGAUUGGACUUGGCUCCAGAUCACGGCCACCGUCUGCCUUUCGGGCUUAUACGUCGGCUCCCAAAUCCCACUCUACUUCCUGGGUGGUACCCUGACCUAUAUCUCCGCCGACCUUGGAGGCACGAAGGCGUCCGCGUGGCUUCCCGUAGCCUAUUCUCUGGCUCUUGGUGCCGUGACGCCCUUUUGUGGCUAUCUGCAAGACUUGCUCGGUAGACGCUAUGUGACUCUCACGGGAGGCACGAUUCUCCUGAUCGGUUGCAUCGUCAUGGCCACGGCCCAGAACUUCCGAUCCGGCGUGGUCGCCAUGUGCUUUGCCGGAGCUGGUGCAUCCAUCGGCGAGCUGACUGCUGUGGCUGGAACCGCUGAGCUGGUCCCUAUCAAGAAACGAGGCAUUUACCUGUCGAUAGUGACAGCAUCCAUCCUCCCCUUCGCUCCUUACCUGCUUUAUGCUCAACUGCUGGCCAAACACGCCACAUGGAGAUGGGGCAUGUGGCUCUGUGUGAUCUGGAACGCUGUGUGGUUCACGGGUAUCGCCAUCACGUACUUCCCCAAGUCGCAGACUCGAGCACGAGGCGUGUCUCGAAGAGCUGCCCUCAAGAGGAUCGACUAUAUCGGAGGCCUGCUAUCCAUCAUCGGCUUAGUUCUCUUCCUCAUCGCGCUACAGGCGGGCGGAUCCUCCCACCCCUGGAAAAGCGCCUACGUGCUGGUCAACCUCUUCAUUGGUUUCUCCUUGCUUGUCGCCUUCUUCAUCUGGGAGUGGAAGUUCGCCAGAUAUCCCAUGAUUCCCAAGGAGUUGUUCCAGGGUCAGAAUAUUGUUGCCAGUUGCUUCGUCGUGGCGUUUGUGUCAGGAAUGAACUUCUCCGCUCUGCUCAACUUCUUCCCCUUGGAAUUCACGACCGUUUUCGUCCCUGAUCCAAUCCAAAUCGGCUUGAAGGAUCUCCCAGCCGCGCUUCUGUUGAUCGGGGGCUCCGUCGCCACCAAUGCAUUGCUGUCAUACCUGAGGGGUCACGGGCGCGAGUUGAUGCUUGUCGGUUGCCUCAUCAUGAGUCCUAUCCUAUAUUCUACGCCCACCGAACCCUUCUCGCUGGGUCUAGAUGAACUAAUUUCAUCUCUUCUUGCAGCUUCCUUCUCUGGCGCCCUUGCAUCCAUCACCCCGAACGGGACCGCCGCAGUGAUCGGAAUCGGUUCCAUGGCCGCGCUGGGCGUCGGUAUGGUGACAUCCCCAGCGUCGACCAUCGCCAUCACAGUAGCACCAGACUCGACCAUCGCGACAUGCGUGGCUUUGAUCAUGUGCAUCCGCGCCACGGGCGGCUCCAUCGGCUACGCCAUCUACUACAACGUCUUUAUCGAGAAGCUGACCCCGGCCCUGCCAAAAUACGUGGCCGAGUACGCCGUGGCAGCCGGCCUGCCCAUCGGCGAGGCCGAGCCUUUCACCGCGCUCUUCCUCACCGCCCCGCAGAACGUCACCGAGGUGCCCGGCGUCAAUGCCGCGAUCGUCGAGGCCGCCACGAUCGGCAGCCGCUGGGCCUACGCCCACGCCCUCAAGUACGUCUGGUACAUCAGCCUGGUGUUUGGCAUUUGCUCCAUCGUCGCAUGCUGCUUCGUCAACAAUAUGCAAAAGUACAUGACAAACCGGAUUGCCGCAAAGGUUGGCAACUAA